Molecule: messenger RNA, 761 nt
Organism: Elgaria multicarinata webbii
Lineage: Eukaryota; Metazoa; Chordata; Lepidosauria; Squamata; Anguidae
Gene: RER1
Product: retention in endoplasmic reticulum sorting receptor 1
Exons: 7
Coding region: 98-688 (196 amino acids)
Biological process (GO): retrograde vesicle-mediated transport, Golgi to endoplasmic reticulum; protein retention in ER lumen
Cellular component (GO): Golgi membrane
Source: RefSeq, a predicted model, not a curated record
UCGGGAGGAGGAGGAGGAGGAGGAGGAGUUGGCAGCGGCUCUGCCUGGUCAGGCGGGGCGGGAAGCGGAAGGAGGGACACCCGGCGCGGCCUCAACAAUGUCAGAAGGGGACAGUACAGGAGAGUCCAUCCAUGGCAAACCUUCAGUGGUCUUUAGAUUUUUCACAAGACUUGGACAGAUUUACCAGUCUUGGUUAGACAAAUCUACUCCUUAUACUGCAGUGCGAUGGGUCGUAACGUUGGGUUUAAGUUUUAUCUACAUGAUUAGGGUUUAUCUACUGCAGGGUUGGUACAUCGUGACAUAUGCCUUGGGUAUCUACCACCUAAAUCUUUUCAUAGCUUUCUUAUCGCCAAAGGUAGAUCCCUCUCUAAUGGAGGAUUCAGAUGAAGGUCCUUCAUUACCCACGAAACAGAACGAGGAGUUCCGACCCUUCAUUCGAAGGCUGCCAGAGUUCAAAUUCUGGCACUCUGCUACUAAAGGCAUUCUUGUCGCAAUGACUUGUACAUUCUUUGAAGCUUUCAACGUUCCAGUUUUUUGGCCGAUUCUUGUGAUGUAUUUCAUCAUGCUUUUCUGCAUUACAAUGAAGAGGCAAAUCAAGCAUAUGGUAAAAUAUCGAUAUAUACCCUUCACACACGGCAAGAGGAAAUACAAAGGGAAGGAAGAUAUGGGAAAAACCUUUGCUAGCUAGACAUCACACUUGAGCCUGCUGACCCAAUUCCCUACGUUAUAAUUAAAACUCCAGUUUUGAGCCAUUGUAACAA